Molecule: messenger RNA, 8516 nt
Organism: Hippocampus comes (tiger tail seahorse)
Lineage: Eukaryota; Metazoa; Chordata; Actinopteri; Syngnathiformes; Syngnathidae
Gene: scn8ab
Product: sodium channel, voltage gated, type VIII, alpha subunit b
Exons: 28
Coding region: 753-6392 (1879 amino acids)
Biological process (GO): neuronal action potential; sodium ion transmembrane transport; membrane depolarization during action potential
Cellular component (GO): voltage-gated sodium channel complex; plasma membrane
Molecular function (GO): protein binding; voltage-gated sodium channel activity
Source: RefSeq, a predicted model, not a curated record
CAGAUUUUAAUUAACUGUUAAAUCGGUAACUUUCAUUUCAGUUAUUUUUCCUUUUUUCUGUCUUUUUUCAUUUCUGGGUUCAAUCAUUUUCUUUGGGGCUCGUCUUUAUUCGCGAGUGACUCAAGUUUUUUUUUUCUAGAUGACUUUGGGUAAGAGGCUCUGUAUUAAUAGAGCAUGGAAAUUAGAAGAAAGGCAAACAGCGUCACCUGGUGGGACUUCGCCCGCAUGUUAAUGCAGAGCCUCUACUGUAUGGCAAGUCUGCACGCAUUGAUCCAGGGAGGUGCAACCGUGUAACGCUAGUGCCUGGUUAAGAACAUUUAAAUCAAAUCCUUUACUUUGUAAGACUCGUUUUUGAGGGAUGCUCAAACCAAAUCCAUCUUUACGUUGACCGUUCCUGACCGUGUCCAGACUACUCAGCGCAUUUAUAACUUGUAUCGCCUGCGUUUCUGCGGUCUUCCGUCCGUUGUUGAGACUGCAGGCAUUUGCCGACACUCCCUAACAAUUUGCCCAGAGUCAUCAAUUAUGCAGGGCAUCCUCGCGCGCGCCGAGCCAAGAUAGCAGCAGCGGCUUGAGUAGCAGCAGCGGCAGCGGCAGCGGCGGCGGCAUCAAUAUGGCGACAGCCGCAGUUGCCCCACACUCUUUGCUACACCUGCAUUUCUCCGGACGGCGUGCGGAUUCUUGUUAAAGAGCUGGGAAAGCCGGAUGUCUGCUAUGGAAAACAAAUAAAGAAGAAAUAGCUGCAGGAUGAAAACAUGGCCGCACCCAUUCUUGCACCCCCAGGACCUGACAGCUUCAAGAAGUUUACCCCGGAGUCGCUUGCUAACAUCGAGAAGCGGAUCAAUGAAGAGCAGAACAAGAAACCAGCCAAGCCCAGGUCGGACAGCAGUCACCGCGACACGUCAGACGAGAAUGAGCCCAAGCCCAACAGGGACUUGGAGGCUGGCAAGAGCCUGCCGCUCAUAUACGGUGAUAUUCCAGCUGGCAUGGUGGCCACACCGCUAGAGGAUUUGGACCCCUUCUAUAUCAACCAGAAAACAUUCAUAGUGCUAAACAAGGGGAAAACAAUCUUCCGCUUUAGUGCCACGCCCUCCCUGUACUUCAUCAGCCCUUUUAAUAUAUUCAGGCGAAUAGCAAUUAAGAUUUUGAUACAUUCGUUAUUCAGCAUGAUCAUCAUGUGCACCAUUUUGACCAACUGUAUAUUCAUGACAUUUAGCGACCCACCAGAGUGGUCCAAACAAGUGGAGUACACCUUCACUGGUAUCUAUACAUUUGAGUCACUCACAAAAAUUGUUGCCAGAGGUUUUGCCAUCGAUGGAUUCACUUUUCUUCGAGAUCCAUGGAACUGGCUGGAUUUCAUGGUCAUUUCAAUGGCAUAUAUAACAGAGUUUGUGGACCUUGGGAAUGUGUCGGCCCUAAGAACGUUCAGGGUUCUCCGAGCAUUGAAAACUAUUUCUGUCAUUCCAGGCCUCAAGACCAUUGUGGGCGCCUUGAUCCAAUCUGUGAAGAAACUCUCCGACGUGAUGAUCCUGACCGUCUUCUGCCUCAGCGUCUUUGCUCUGAUCGGCCUGCAGCUCUUCAUGGGGAACCUGCGGCAAAAAUGUGUCUUUUGGCCUAUCAAUACGACCAACAUGUACCUGUCCAAUGGCUCCAAGGGCUUUGACUGGGACGAAUACAUCAUGAAUGACACUAACUUCUACUUUUACCCGGGUCAGGGUGAUGCGCUAUUAUGUGGUAAUAGUUCAGACUCGGGUCGAUGUCCUGAAGGCUUUACAUGUAUGAAAGCCGGAAGGAACCCCAACUAUGGUUACACCAGCUUUGACAGCUUCGGAUGGGCCUUCCUCACCCUCUUUCGUCUGAUGACCCAAGACUUCUGGGAAAAUCUCUACAUGCUGACUCUGCGAGCGGCGGGCAAGACCUACAUGAUCUUCUUUGUGCUGGUCAUCUUUGUGGGCUCCUUCUAUCUCGUCAAUCUCAUCUUGGCUGUGGUGGCCAUGGCCUACGAGGAGCAGAACCAGGCCACCAUUGAAGAGGCUGAGCAAAAGGAGGCUGAAUUCAAAGCCAUGCUGGAGCAGCUCAAAAAGCAACAGGAAGAAACACAGGCGGCGGCCAUGGUGACCUCUGCAGGCACGGUUUCGGAGGUCGCCUUGGAGGAUGAGGGAGGCGGUCAUCUGUCCCGCAGUUCCUCUGAGGUCUCUAAGUUGAGUUCCAAGAGUGCCAAGGAGCGUCGCAAUCGCAAGAAGAAAUGGCGCCAGAAAGAGCAGGAGAAAGAGAAGGGGGACAGCGAGAAGGUUGUCAAGUCUGAGUCGGAUGACGGCAGCAAGAGAAGUACCCUGCGUUUCCCGGGAAGCCGUCUGGGCAGGAAGACGUCGAUCAUGAACCAGGCAGUCCCAUUACAUUUUCCUCAGUUAUCCACUGCUGCUGAACCACUGGAUGUACAGACCACAGACGUGGAAAUUAAGAAGAAGCACUCUGGCUCUCUCAUGGUAUCUGUGGACCAGCUCAACUCCUCCUUCAAAGGAAAAGACCGCGCCAACAGUCAGAUGAGCGUCGUCACCAACACUCUGUUAGAGGAAUUGGAAGAAUCUCAGCGGAAGUGCCCCCCCUGUUGGUACAAAUUCGCCAACACGUUUCUGAUCUGGGAGUGCCAUCCCCACUGGCUGAAGAUCAAGCAUAUAGUCUACUUGAUUGUCAUGGACCCAUUUGUUGACUUGGCCAUCACCAUCUGCAUUGUCCUCAACACCCUUUUCAUGGCCAUGGAGCACUAUCCAAUGACAGAACACUUUGAGGGCGUCCUCUUCGUAGGCAAUCUGGUUUUCACAGGCAUCUUUGCUGGGGAGAUGUUUGCCAAACUGGUCGCCAUGGAUCCCUACUACUACUUUCAAGAAGGAUGGAAUUGUUUUGAUGGUUUUAUUGUGACUCUGAGUUUAGUGGAGCUGGGACUCCAAGAUGUGGAGGGUCUGUCCGUGCUCAGGUCCUUCCGAUUGUUGAGGGUGUUCAAACUUGCCAAAUCAUGGCCCACACUCAACAUGUUGAUCAAGAUCAUUGGUAAUUCGGUGGGGGCGCUGGGUAAUCUGACCCUGGUGCUGGCCAUCAUUGUCUUCAUCUUCGCCGUGGUGGGCAUGCAGCUGUUUGGCAAAAACUACAAAGACUGUGUGUGCAAGAUCGCGGAUGACUGUAAGCUGCCUCGCUGGCACAUGCAUGACUUCUUCCACUCCUUCCUGAUUGUAUUCAGAGUGUUGUGUGGGGAGUGGAUUGAGACCAUGUGGGAUUGUAUGGAGGUGGCGGGACAGACAAUGUGCCUCACAGUCUUCAUGAUGGUCAUGGUCAUCGGGAACUUGGUGGUUUUGAACUUGUUCCUGGCUCUGUUGCUGAGCUCAUUCAGUGCGGACAACCUCGCCGCCACAGAUGAUGACGGCGAGCCCAACAAUCUCCAGCUCGCUGUCGCUCGCAUCAAGAUAGGCAUUGCCUGGAUCAAGGCCCACGUGCGUCUCUUGGUUGCCACGGUGCUCAAGAAGCCUGUCGAGGAUGAACAAAAACCUCUGGAUGAACUGUAUGAGAAAAAGCUUAACUGCAUAGCCAACCACUCGGUGGACAUCAACCGUGAACUGGACUUUGCUAAAAAUGGCAACGGUACCACCAGCGGCAUCGGGAGCAGCGUCGGAAAGUACAUGAUUGAUGAAGACUACAUGUCCUUCAUCCACAACCCCAACCUGACUGUGUGUGUUCCUAUUGCCGUCGGAGAGUCGGACUUUGAAAACCUUAACACGGAGGACUUCAGCAGUGAAUCAGAUGUGGAGAACAGUAAGGAUCUGGAUGACACCAGUUCAUCUGAGGGCAGCACAAUAGACAUUAAGCCUGACGUGGAGGAGGUGGCAGUCGUGGAGGUUGUGGAGGAGUACCUUGACCCGGAGGCCUGCUGGACAGACGAAUGUGUGGCAAAAUACAAGUGCUGUGAUGUUCCCAUCACUCACGGCUGGGGGAAGCACUGGUGGUUCCUGAGGAAGACCUGCUAUCUGAUUGUGGAACACAACUGGUUUGAAACACUCAUCAUCUUCAUGAUCUUACUUAGCAGUGGAGCUCUGGCCUUUGAGGACGUCUACAUUGAGCAGAGGAAGACCAUCCGUAUUAUUCUGGAGUACGCCGAUCGCGUUUUCACCUACAUUUUCAUUUUGGAGAUGUUGCUGAAGUGGGUGGCUUACGGCUUUGUCAAGUACUUCACCAACGCCUGGUGCUGGUUGGACUUCUUCAUUGUGGAUGUGUCAAUAGUCAGCCUUAUAGCUAAUGCCUUGGGCUUCUCCGAUCUUGGCCCAAUUAAGUCACUCAGGACACUGAGGGCCUUGCGACCCCUCAGGGCCCUGUCACGUUUUGAAGGGAUGAGGGUGGUGGUGAACGCCUUGGUUGGGGCCAUUCCAUCCAUUAUGAACGUGCUCCUGGUGUGUCUCAUCUUCUGGCUGAUCUUCAGCAUCAUGGGCGUGAACCUCUUUGCUGGGAAGUACUACUUCUGCUACAAUGACACGCAAGAGGAAAUGUUCCAUCCCAACGAGGUGAACAACCGAACGCAGUGUUUUGCGCUCAUGAACGACAACCACUCUGAAGUCAGGUGGAAAAAUGUCAAGAUCAACUUUGACAAUGUGGGGGCGGGCUACCUGGCCCUCCUGCAAGUGGCAACAUUCAAAGGGUGGAUGGACAUUAUGUAUGCGGCAAUAGAUUCGAGAAAGGUGGAGGAUCAACCGCUGUAUGAGGACAACUUAUACAUGUACAUCUACUUUGUCAUCUUUAUUAUCUUUGGUUCAUUCUUCACCCUAAACCUCUUCAUUGGUGUCAUCAUCGAUAACUUCAACCAGCAAAAGAAAAAGUUUGGCGGUCAGGAUAUAUUCAUGACGGAAGAACAGAAGAAAUACUACAAUGCCAUGAAGAAACUCGGCUCAAAAAAACCACAAAAGCCUAUACCCAGACCACAGAACAAAAUCCAAGGAAUGGUUUUUGACUUUGUGACCCAGCAAGUGUUUGACAUCUCCAUCAUGAUCCUCAUCUGCCUCAACAUGGUCACCAUGAUGGUGGAGACAGACGAUCAGUCAAAAGAGACCGAGUAUGUGCUUUACUGGGUCAACUUCAUCUUCAUCGUUGUCUUCACCGGCGAGUUUUUACUGAAGCUCUUUGCGCUGCGUCACUACUACUUUACCAACGGCUGGAACAUCUUUGACGUUGUGGUUGUCAUCCUCUCCAUCGUGGGAAUGUUCCUCGCCGACUUGAUCGAGAAGUACUUUGUGUCGCCAACACUAUUCAGGGUGAUCCGAUUGGCUCGUAUCGGGCGAAUCCUGCGCCUCAUUAAGGGCGCCAAAGGCAUCCGAACGCUUCUCUUCGCCCUGAUGAUGUCACUCCCGGCCUUGUUUAACAUCGGCCUGCUGCUUUUCCUGGUCAUGUUCAUUUUCUCCAUCUUCGGCAUGUCCAACUUCGGCUACGUAAAACACGGGGCCGGGAUCGACGACAUGUACAACUUUGAGACCUUCGGCAACAGCAUGAUCAUCUUGUUUAUGAUUACCACGUCAGCUGGCUGGGACGGCCUGCUGUUGCCCAUUCUUAACUACCCUCCGGACUGCGACCCCUUGCUGGAGAAUUCUGGCACUCCUUCAACUGGAGACUGCGGCAACCCAUCCGUGGGCAUCUUCUUCUUUGUCAUGUACAUCAUCAUUUCUUUCCUCAUCGUGGUCAACAUGUACAUCGCCAUCAUUCUGGAGAACUUCAGCGUGGCCACGGAGGAGAGCGCUGACCCGCUCAGCGAGGAUGACUUUGAGACCUUCUAUGAAAUUUGGGAGAAGUUUGACCCCACUGCCUCCCAGUUCAUCACUUACGCCAAGCUUUCCGACUUUGCGGACGCACUUGAACACCCGCUGCGAGUCCCCAAGCCCAACACCAUUGAACUCAUCGCUAUGGACAUGCCAAUGGUGAGCGGGGACCGCAUACACUGCCUGGACAUCCUCUUUGCCUUCACCAAACGCGUGCUGGGCGACAGCGGUGAGUUGGACAUGUUGAGGCAGCAAAUGGAGGAGCGAUUUGUGGCGGCCAAUCCCUCCAAGGUCUCUUACGAGCCCAUCACCACCACUCUGAGGCGCAAGCAGGAGGACGUGUCCGCCCGAAUCAUCCAGAGGGCCUAUCGCGCCUACUUGGCGAGGAGGGGUUUCGUUUGCAAGCGCAUCCCAACCAACAACAGAGUGGAGAACGGCGGCAACAAUCAGGAACAAGAGAAGGAAGCCACGCCCUCCACCGCCUCCCUGCCCUCGUACGAUAGCGUCACCAAACCCGACAAGGAGAAGGACGACGACAACGAGGGCAAGGGAGGGAGGAACGAGAGAGGAAGAAACCUAAAGGACGUCAGGGAAUCCAAAUGUUAAGGCGAUGGGAUAGUAAUAAUCACGCAAAUAACACCACAAAUUAUAACACGAGGAAAAUCACACGCGCACGGAUGUACAGAUUAUUUCAUUUGCAAGACAGAAAAGAAUCCGUUGUUUAGUUGCAGGCUUCUGAGGGGAGCGCUCACACCGUUGACAGCUUUGAAGGCUCUUGAACUCCUCUCCUAAUCAGCUGGGACGUCAUUGUAUCUCGAUGAGUCCCGUCCACAGAGGAGACGAGGAGCUCCAAACGAAGGACAGAACGAUGAGGAACUCUUGCCAGAGUUGCACUGCGCAAGGACUGGAAUGUCUCUCAGAGCAAACUGCGGUUGCGUGAAAGACACAAAUCGGCGAGCGCAUCAGGAGUAUUUUCCUUUUGUUCAAGCUAGAAAUUGUUCAUGUGAGCAGUAAAAAUGCAAACCAAUAUAAAAGGAACACUAUUUAUCGUUUUGCCCAUGCUACUUAACUCCCAUUAUUUAUACCCACGUCCGAUUUUUUUUUUUUUUUCGUUUGGAACAUGGACUUUCACACCAAUUUGUUCAGGGUCUGUCUAUUACGGGGGUGAACUCAGGCCAAGGGCUUACGUACAUUUACUCAGAACAAUUUCCAAAACAACUACAUAGGUAAUUGUGCUUGUUCGAUGCAUAGAAAUGAUUUGCAUGAUGGCAUGUUUUUUGACCAGAACUCUUGCAUGAACUUUUCACGGUCCACAAGACACUAACACUACAGUGGCGCGAUACGAGGGUCGAUCAUCCGAAACGGAAACCUUGUCUCAUCACUCAAGACAUCACAACUGUUGCCUCUAUAAAUAGACUGGAAAAUGCUGGUACAUUAAAACACGCGCGCUAGUGGAUCGCAGUUGUAGUGUGAAUACUUAUUUGCUGCUCUCGAAGAUGUGCAAAGAGCGAUGAAGGACGCGAUGUCAGAAAAUCAGAAGCUUAUAUUUAACGUUUCUAUGCACCUGUGUAACGCUCCAUUUGCUUUUAUUGUUUAUAAGUGGUCAGUAGGGAUUUUACAAGUUUGGCCUUUUUUUUUUUUCUUUUAUUGGUGAUGCAUUUCCUCUCCGAAAGGGCUGAGAGGAGAUCUGAAGCUUAUUCACGCGAGUGUGUGUGCGUGUGUGCGUUCUUCCCCUUGUUUUCUCGUUUUUAUAAGCCUCAUUUCAGAAGAGGGAAACAUGUUUGUCCGAUAUAAAUUGAGUCACGAGAAAGGCGACCAUUGGAGUGUGUGGCGAAGCCAAAGAGAUCCGCCUUGUUUGUUCUUCACCGGUGAAGAGGGUUUGCGUUUAUGACUAAAUGUCCAUUCAUUUUUGAUGACACUGUUUCAUUUUUCUCUAAACAGAGACCCGAGAAUUGUAUGCAAUGCUUGAAAAAAAAAAUCCUCCCCUUUUUUCUCAGGAGAUAUUAUACUCGAGCUCUGCUACACAAUGCAAGUGAAUGUGACGGCUGCAUUUAUUAAAUCACAUUUUACGCCUUUGGUUUUAAUGCUGGGAUGAUGAUGAUGAUGGGAAACCGGCAGCCUUGUUUCAAUAGGAGUCAUGGUCCAUUUUGUUGUAGGACUUCCUGCUUAUGACGCGUAGAAUUAUAGGGCUAGAAGCAUCUCAGUGAAAAAGAACCCUUUUUUUUUUUUUUUUUUUGCUCUCGCUUGCAGAGGCGCUGGUUAAAUUCAUAGUGGAUUGCAUUUAGGAGGACGUCAUUGUGGAUUCAAUUCAAUUCUUCAUUCAUGUCUGGAAAACAAAAAUAACCAGAUUCACCCCAGUAGUACGUACACACAGGAAUCACUGGGAGGCGAUGUUGCAGAUUUGUACGAUUUUACACACGCUCUGACCCUAUCCGCGCCGCACUCAAUAUCAAAUAAUUAUCAGAGCACUGGACGUUAUCUCACGGUGCGAGCACACAUGCCGCAGCAGAGCUUAAGCGCUGUACAGUGAUGUCACUUCCUGUUUAUGGAUGGAUAAACCCCCCCAUUCCCAUGUGUUCCCAAGUCCUGCAAAUGGUCCACUUGCUGCAUGUGCGCUCCAAAAUCAAUGUGGGUGUUGACCUAAUAAAACCAUGACUGAUAAGCAUAAAAAUUCUCUCUACCCUCAUCGUGUAUGUAAGAGGUACUCCAUUCUCAAAAGUGGAUUCAUUU